This is a messenger RNA of Patiria miniata (bat star), 553 nucleotides long. RefSeq lists its product as uncharacterized. The transcript is spliced from 3 exons. The coding region runs from base 215 to 553 and encodes 112 amino acids. Lineage: Eukaryota; Metazoa; Echinodermata; Asteroidea; Valvatida; Asterinidae. The record is from RefSeq and is a predicted model, not a curated record.
UAAAUUCCGCCUUGUUCUGGCCACAACGUUAAGAGAGGAUGAUUACCCUGACAAUGGGGAGUACACGCCCCUUGAUGACGGCACAACCACCAAGGCAAACAGCUUGAGUACAUCAUGUACCGGUACGGCAUCGUGUACAGAAGUGACGGGAUUGAGAGCACGACAGAGGCCGCACCCAGACUCUCAUGGAGGCUCGCUUUGUUGAUCAACCAUCAUGUCCAGUCUGGUCACCAUGGCAACUGAACAGCCUCAGGCCCCGCCUCCAGCAGCCAUUGGUCGAGAUCGUCGCUUACCAAUUCCAAUCAGCAAUGAGCGUAGUCCAGGGCAACGCAAGACACCUGUCAGCUUUGUUGUUGUACCUGUCAGUGAUCUGGGUUACCCUGUUGGUUCACCAGGGAGUAGCAUCUGGGCUUAUACACCAGGGAGCAGCGGUGACUGGAUCCCAAGUAGCAACUUAGAGGACAUACCAGGCACAGCAGCUAACAGGAUGCCUAACUUCCCCAUCAAGACACUAUCCCUCAGGGAACCAAACUUGGCCCUAUUUUAUUUUUAG